Rotaria sp. Silwood1 is the source of this 687-nucleotide messenger RNA. NCBI's taxonomy places the organism in Eukaryota, Metazoa, Rotifera, Eurotatoria, Philodinida, Philodinidae. The record is from the annotation of a GenBank genome assembly.
AUGUCCUAUGUAAGUACCUCUGCUAUGAACGUUACAUCAAAUUCCGGAUCAACUAAAAUACAUUCAACACAAGCUGAAAAUGUUCAUGUACAUUCAGUUGUUCAAACUGAAACCGAAUCAAAAGUUAAUAUUGAAAAUGCAAAAAAGAUAACUGAUCUUAUGGCUCGACUUGGAUCAACACAUCGUCAAGUUGAUGAAUAUUCACGUAAACGUACUGCAGAAAUCAGUGAAGCUGUUGCUAAAUCAAUUAAGAAAAUUGUUGCCGAAACACAAGAGCAUCAACAGCAACUUCUUGCUGAUGCUAAUUUACGCACAGCUGCAAUUGAACAUGAUUGUAAACUUAAAAUUCAAGAACAAAUUGCUAAAAUUGAUGUUGAAAAAGCAACUUUACUUGCUCAACUUGAAAAAGAACUUAAUAUUCGACAAGAACUUAUUCUUGAAUCAGCACGUCAACGCAUUGAUGAACUUAAUGAAGAAGCUAAUCGUUUAAAGAUGGGUGUUCUUAGAGAAGCUCAAGCUCAAACCAAUGCAAAAAUUAAUCAUAUUGCUGAACAAGUUGUUGCACUUGGACAAGAAGAUGCUUCGCAUCGUCUUGCAUCAACUACAACGACAGUUAUUACAACCAAAGCAGAAGCUACUAAUAAAACUCAUGUUGAAUCAACAAAAUCAACUAAUAAUUCAUCAUAA